AGCCGUAAAAGCCAAAGACAGUUUAAAAAAAAACUUUUAAAUUUGGCAUUUUGUUUACAUUUCUGUAUAGUUAUUGUAUUUGUUAACCGUAUUACUUUAAAUAAUCUUUUCGUUUCGUCUCGAAUGUCGUGUGAAGUGGUAAUCCGAAGUGCCCGUGCGGCGGACCUGGAGCAACGGUCGGAACUGGUCCGUCGAGGGUUCUCUGCGUACUUUUGGGACGCGUUCCUGUUCUUCUUUUUUCAAGAGAGCGUGCGCGGCGAGUGCUUCGGGCUGGUGGCGGAGGUGCGCGGGGCGGGGCGCGGGGCGCGGGGCGGGGCGGGGCGGGGGGCGGGGCGCGGCGGCGCGCUGCGCGUGCGCGUGGCGGAGGACGAGGCCGGGCAGCGCGGCUACGCGCAGAGAAAAAUACAACGGAUUUCGACGACGUGUACCAGUGCAAAUUAUGAAUUGAGAGUUGGUGUGUGGCAGGUGGUGGGCACCGUGAGCGUGUCGGAGUACUGGGGCGCGCACGACAGGGGCUGGCUGCACGCGCUAUCCGUCCAUCCUGACUGGCGGUGCCGCGGCGCGUACGAGCGGCCGCUGCUGGGCGCCGCGCUCACGCUGCCGCUGCUGCCGGCGUGA
Pararge aegeria (speckled wood butterfly) is the source of this 618-nucleotide messenger RNA. RefSeq lists its product as uncharacterized. Lineage: Eukaryota; Metazoa; Arthropoda; Insecta; Lepidoptera; Nymphalidae. Bases 124 to 618 code for a protein of 164 amino acids. The transcript has 4 exons. The record is from RefSeq and is a predicted model, not a curated record.